CCUGGUUGUUUGGGUGGGGACACACCUGAUCGCAGAUCCAUCGCCAGAAAGCAAGAAGGAGCUGCAAACCUGCGAAGGCAUGGAGCCCAACCCCCGAUCAACUCAUUGUCUUCCUUCAUUACCUGCAAUUGCAGCAAAUCAACAUUGCGGCCUUUGCCCUUCGUGGUCCUCAUGUGGUCACACUUGGUACCUUGUACAGGGAAUGGGAUUUGGUCAGCCCCAACAAUAAGGAUUCAAUCCUCUGCAGCUCCUUGUUGGGGUCCACCUGUUGGUAUGUUCUGCAGCAGUGCCACUCGUUGAGGAAGAGGCGGAACUGUGGCUGCUGCUCCUUCUCUGCUACUUGAGAGUCUCUGUAGCAUUUCGGAUUGUUUCUGGCUGCCACUGCACCACUGUGCUUGUUCUCUAGACCCCCAGCUGAAAGUCUAGGCCACAAUCAGGGAACAAUGAUAAAACAUAUGGGGAAUGUGAAAGUAGGGCUGGGCCAGCAACAAUGUCGACGGAGCAUUGCACGCGAAAAAGCGGGAUCGGUGACAAAAAGCCUUGCUAAUGCCCAACGAGCAAGCCAGUCGCAAAGCAAAGGGCUGCCCUCGGGGAAUGGGUCGAAGUCGUCGUUUAAUGGCUCUCAGCGAAAGAGGGCGGUGGUCCAGAAGAAGCUUUCCGUCAAUGGCGUGCUGUCAACAAGGCAAGCUUCUGAAAACUCUGAGUUGGAAAACCUGCUGCUGGAGAUCAUUACGGGGCCUGUGGAGAAGGUGAGCACCUGGCUGGAGGAACUCUCGCAGGAGAAAACUGCCGCCAUACAGCAGCAUGUGAAAGACAUCCUCAAACGGAAAGAUGGCAGAGGUACGUUCAUGCACCUGCAGAAGGUGUUGGAUGCCCGAAGCGACUUACAAGAGAGUGAUCUGGCAAAGGCACACCGCACGGCACUGCAGAUUCUUGCGACCGUGCGUACUGGGAUCUUGGGAUACCUUCAAGACGAGGUGGACAUUCCAUCUCAGUGUCUUGCACAAAUCAUCCUGCAAAAGAGGUGUCGUAAUGUUGCCUGUUUAUCCGAGCUUCCGGCCGACUCGUGUACCUGCCACCGCUGCAAGAUGCAUGGAUUCUGCAACAUGUGCAUGUGUGUGGCCUGUUCUAAGUUCGACUUUGACUCAAACACUUGCCGCUGGAUCGGGUGUGAUUACUGUUGUCACUGGUGCCACACGGAAUGCGCUCUGAAAGGGAGAAUGAUUAGGCCCUGGGGAGAAGCAGGAGCAGGUAAAGGCAAGGGCAGGCAUCUCCAGGAGUUCAAGUGUCCAGCUUGUAAUCAAAAUUCUGAGCUCUAUGGCUUUGUGAAAGAUGUUUUCCAGGUUUGUGCAUCUGCCUGGCAAUCCGAUGUUAUCCGUCUUGAGCUCGACUAUGUUCGGCGAAUGUUUGAGAAGUGCCAAGAGCCGCGGGGGCAGAAGCUUCACAAGAAGGUAGUUAAACUGCUGGAUGGACUGAGUCCAGGUGGGCCGCUGGCCGAUAUGCAUGCGAAACUGGGUACCCUGUUCAAUGAGUCAGACAGUAUUUCGUUCAGCAGCAAGUCCCCAUCGCCUGGUGUGAAAGUCGAGGCACACGACGGCAAGUAUGACGAUGAUGUUGGGCCGCCCAAGAAGUUGAAGCGUGUGCUGGACGCCAAAGCUUCCUGGCAACUAGUGGGCAGUGCGUUCUCCAAGGUUGAAGCAGAUGCUAAGGCAACGUCGAUAGAUCUCAAGAGGGCUCGACUCCACUAUGAGAUGUGUGCAAAUGAUUGCGAAGAGAGGACGAGGGAAGCCCGGGCACUCGAGUCGGAACGGAAUGCGAAGCGGCAGCAGAUGGAGCAACUGGAGACGAUUGUGAAGCUGAAGCUGUCAGAGGCUGACAUGUUCCAGCUUCGUGCGGAAGCUGCUCGGAGCGAAAUGACUGAGCUGGAAAGGAUAGCAGUCGCGAAGACACAGAGAAUUGAAGGUGAGUAUUCUGUAAGGUAUUCUCGGCUGAAGCUUGAAGAAGCGCAAGCAAAACGGGAGGCAUUAUGCAAGAUCAUAGAGAGGCUUGAACAGGAGGUUGAGCAAGCCAUAAAGAAGAGGGAAGAGAUCUUGCCAGAAGCCAUACGAAUGGGUGUCUGGCCGCUACCUUCCCGAGACAAUCCGUUUCCAAAUUCACACCAAGUAUCAUGAGACCGCCUUUUUGUAGCUACGGUCUGCCAGUCCAUCUUUAUUUCUGUUGAUUGCCCCUCACGCCGCCCUCCUCUCAGUCCUCCGCAUGGCCAAACAAGAAAAUUUGUAGAUGAAUAGGCAACAGAAGAGCUUUUCUUCGCGCUUCUUCCCACCGUGAAAUUUGUUGAUAGCCAACCCGUUCCCUGUUCAGCAGUAACCACUUUUUUUCCCUUCCCAUUUGCUGCUGAAGCUCUGCUAGCACAAUGUAGUCACACAGUGUCACGUUCCCUGUUCUUGCCCCCUUUCCUUCACAGAAAUGAAUGGCUAGGAGUUUUAGGUGAACCGAACUUGCGAGGAACGAGAUUCAAGAAGGGCCAUGGAUCUACAAUGGGUGUAUAAUUCCUUGUAUAUUCGAAGGCCAGUUGAUGGCUGUGAGUUAGAGAUUGACUUCUCACAAACCCACUGCUGUUUUCUGUGAGAAAGCGUACAUACUGGGUGUGGAUGCCUUGCCUUCUACAAAACUCUGAUCAAAUUGCUCUCCUUCUGCACUUUGGCAGUUGGGCGACCUUCUUGUUUCUUCGAGAGCCCCGACCGAUGUUCCACCAAGUCCUGACUCCCAAACUCUGACAGGGGCAACUGGAUGUAUUCUUUCUUUCUUUCUUUCUUGACUUAAAUUUUCCGCUUCCUUCAUGUUUUUCUUUUCUUUUUUAAUUUAUCACUAAUCUUCUGAUGCUGACAGCUGCAGACUUCGUCUGCUGUGGCGUCCCCUCUUUCUUCAUACCUUGUGUGGAUGGGGGCAUGCAUUUCAUCACGUCUCCGUCACAUGUAACGAAGCGCGUCCGACCUCGUAGACUAUGUUAUGUCAACUGUUCCCAGAAGUAGAACUCGUAGAAAAAGUCAGGCCAGGUCAGUUCAAACCUUGGAAGAAGCUGCUUUGUUGUCGGCGGGCUUAGUUUUGGAUUCCUGAAGUGAGUGGGACUGGUGUCCUACCUUGGGAAUUGCCCAGUAGAGGUGUGACGGUCUGACAAUGACUCUGAUUGGAUCAUUGCCAGACCAACCUCCCAACCUGCCAACCUGGGUCGAUGAACUCGUCAGCUCCACGCGGCUACGGCAAGUGAGUCCCCUCCUUACAGGUGCGUAAAGCGGUACACUGGAGGGAAAUGUACUAUCGUUGGUUGCAAGGUCUCCUACGAGCUGUCAUCCAGCAAAUGGCUCUGGAACAAAAUGUUUUCCCUUUU
Molecule: messenger RNA, 3388 nt
Organism: Chara braunii
Lineage: Eukaryota; Viridiplantae; Streptophyta; Charophyceae; Charales; Characeae
Source: the annotation of a GenBank genome assembly